AUGUCUGCCGUCUUGAAGACUUGCACUUUUACGGCCACACUCAACACUGGAGCCAAAAUGCCUGCAAUAGGCCUUGGAACCUGGCGCUCGACCAAAGACAAUGGUUACAAUGCUGUUCGGAAGGCUAUUGAUGCGGGGUACCGCCACAUCGAUUCGGCUGCGGUGUGUAUGAACGAGCCGGUCAUUGGUAAAGCUAUUCGAGACUCUGGGAUCCCCAGAGACCAGCUUUUCGUCAGCACCAAACUUUGGAGCACUCAGCACCGCAAUCCUGCCCAAGCAAUUAAACAUUCGCUGGACAGAAUGGGACUCGAUUAUGUCGACCUAUACAUGAUGCACUGGCCUCUGGCGUUCAAGACUGAUUUGCUCAAAACGAAAAACUACUUGAUUAUACCCACGAAAGCUGACAAAACUCCGGACGUCGACACCGAAUGGAGCCAUGUCAACACUUGGGAGCUGAUGCAGGAUCUCCCCUCACAAGGCACUGCUAAAGCGAUUGGUGUAGCCAAUUGUUCCAUAAGGCACUUACAGCAAAUCUUAGACUCCCCUGGAAACAAAAUCGUCCCCGCAACGAAUCAAGUCGAAGCGCAUCCUUUUCUACCGCAAAACGAAAUGCUCGCAUUUUGUCGUCACAAGGGCAUUGUAAUGGAAGCGUACUCGCCUCUGGGUUCGGAUGGGGCUCCAUUUGUUAAGGAACCUGUCAUGAGAGAAAUUGCCAAACGCUAUCAUGUGGAACCAGCUCAACUACUCAUCAACUGGGGGUUGAAAAGGGGCUGCGUAGUUCUGCCAAAAUCUGUAACCCCAGAAAGAAUCGUCUCCAACUUGCAAACUUUUGAGCUCUCAGAUGAGGACUUCACAAGAAUAAACGAUCUCGCCCCAGAACGGGGUUCAAAGAGAACGCACAACCCACCCUGGUUUUCUUUCGAAUGA
Molecule: messenger RNA, 927 nt
Organism: Lachancea meyersii CBS 8951
Lineage: Eukaryota; Fungi; Ascomycota; Saccharomycetes; Saccharomycetales; Saccharomycetaceae
Source: the annotation of a GenBank genome assembly